Molecule: messenger RNA, 795 nt
Organism: Miscanthus lutarioriparius
Lineage: Eukaryota; Viridiplantae; Streptophyta; Magnoliopsida; Poales; Poaceae
Source: the annotation of a GenBank genome assembly
AUGGCGUCGGUGGCGGAGAUGCAGCCCCUCGCGCCGGCGGGGUACCGCCGCGCGCCGGAGAUGAAAGAGAAGGUGGAGUCGUCGGCGGUGGACCUGGAGGCCGGGACCGGGGAGACGCUGUACCCAGGGAUCUCGCGCGGGGAGAGCGCCCUCCGCUGGGGCUUCGUCCGCAAGGUCUACGGCAUCCUCGCCGCGCAGCUGCUCCUCACCACCGCCGUCUCCGCCCUCACCGUCCUCCACCCCACCCUCAACGCCACGCUCUCCGACUCCGCGGGCCUCGCCCUCGUGCUCGCCGUUCUGCCAUUCAUCCUGAUGAUCCCAUUGUAUCAUUAUCAGCACAAGCACCCACACAACUUCGUUUUCCUGGGUUUGUUCACUUUGUGCUUGAGCUUCAGCAUUGGUGUGGUUUGUGCUAACACUCAAGGAAAAAUUGUUCUGGAGGCUUUAGUAUUGACGGCUGGUGUGGUGGUUUCUUUGACUGCAUAUGCUUUCUGGGCCUCAAAGAAGGGCAAGGAAUUCGGGUAUCUGGGGCCUAUUCUGUCUUCUGCGCUUACUAUCCUUGUCCUAACUAGCUUUCUUCAGAUUUUCUUCCCAUUGGGACCAGUGUCAGUUGGUUUGUUCGGUGGGCUAGGAGCUUUGGUCUUCGCAGGCUUCAUUCUGUAUGACACCGAGAACCUGAUCAGGCGCCACACCUAUGAUGAGUAUAUCUGGGCAUCAGUUGGGCUAUACCUUGACAUCCUGAACCUGUUCCUUUCCAUCCUAAACAUGCUCAGGAGCAUGCAAUCCGACAACUAG